AUGCCUAGAAUUUUAUUUCCAGUUCUCGUUGUAUUGAUCGCAAUUCAAGGAAGUUACGCAGCUAUCUGUUCGAGAGAACUUCGUACUGGCCAAUAUCAAAACUUCGACAGUUUAGAGGAUAUGUACGCCUCAAAUACUGAGGGUGGACUUACUUUUUUACAGGAUUUGAGUUCUUGUAUAACGGUCAUUGUUAAAACGAUGUCAAUAAUUGAAGUCAAUAGAUGA
Clunio marinus is the source of this 225-nucleotide messenger RNA. NCBI's taxonomy places the organism in Eukaryota, Metazoa, Arthropoda, Insecta, Diptera, Chironomidae. The record is from the annotation of a GenBank genome assembly.